Messenger RNA from Chara braunii, 6528 nucleotides. The record is from the annotation of a GenBank genome assembly. NCBI's taxonomy places the organism in Eukaryota, Viridiplantae, Streptophyta, Charophyceae, Charales, Characeae.
GGUCUGCAGGUGCCCGAGGAAGAAGUGGGCUGAGAGGGAGACGAAACGGCCAUAGCCGGUAGUUAGUGGUAGAGGUAGCAAGCAGCCAUAGCUGCGCUAGGUUAGAGAUGGGCUACAGCACGUUUGUGUAUGAGUGUGCGUAUACUAUAGGAGGCGAGCAUGCACAGUACGCAUCCGGAACUGACAUUAUUAAGUUUCCAAUGGGUGGCCAUGUCCUGAAGUACACCUUUCAGGACAGAACACCGUCGACUUUGGAACUAGCUACGUCAAGAAUGGCAGGGAGGACGCAGGUUGAGUCACCUAUUCUUGGACUCGCUACAUUUGGAAAGGGAAAGAUUUCUGUUUAUGGGGACUCUAACUGUCUGGACAGCAGUCACAUGGUGGUUAAUUGCUACUGGCUACUUCGGAAAAUCCUUGAUUUCACAUGCAAAGGGAAUCGAGAUUCUGUUCUUUUCCAUCCAAUGAACCAAUUGUCAAAGGAGAUGGGAUCACCAGAUAUGCAGCUGCCUGCUCGAAGGAAGAGUGUCAACUUCACAGAGUAUUCACUUGUUCUCGGACGGCCGCUUGCGGUAAUCAACGCCAGAACAUUUGCAGUUGGAGUUGCUGCUGCUGCAGCACUGGUUGCUGUUGACAGCAGAGCUGGUGCUGCCAUUGCAAGUGCAGGUGUUGAAGCAGCAACUGCUGCUGUGUCAGCCUAUCCUGGUGUUGUUGAUGUUGAUAUUGCGCCAGCUGUGCUUGGAGUAGCAUCCGCAGGUCUUCGGCAAGUGGUGCAGGGGAAACUCUGCCCGUUUUGCACGGCGGCGGCAGGUCUUCGGCAAGUGGUGCAGGGGAAACUCUGCCUGUUUUGCACGGCGGCGGCAGGUCUUCGGCAAGUGACUUAUUGUAGCACUGCACCUGUUGAGCCUGAAAAUCGGGUUGCUUUCUCCACGUCUUGUCUGGGAGGAGUGGCCAAGGAAUGGGUGUUGGCCGAAGCCAACACUGCCAGCUUUGAGAAUAUAGGUGAGUGGGCUAAGACCCUGACGUUGAGGCAGUUUCUUCAGAAAAUCAAGGAGAGAUUCCUUGACAAGACGAUAGCCGAUAAGGCUUUUGAUGACCUCACCAGCAUUGGCCAAAAGUGUUGGGCUUCAAUUGAUUCACUGUCUCGUGAGGUUUAUCGUCUUUUGCUGGUACCUGGACUGAACUUACAGGACAAUCAGGUUCUCGACAUCUACUCACGUGCAUUGCCCGAGCCCAUUCGUGGACAGCUUGUGGCCGAAUCGAAGUCAGAGGAUGACUCUUCUUCCGCCCGUCGUCCAAACCACCCUGACGCAGUCCUUUGUUCUGUCUCACUGGACGAUUCCCUUGACGAGCUCGGCAAUGAACUUAUAGAACUGGAGUUCGUGGGCGAAGAAAGCAAAGUCUUAGGGCGCAAGGGGGCUGUGUACCGUUACACCGUCAUCAGCCAGGCGGUCAACACCCGGGGGCAGAGGAUGCUACGGUGCACCUUCUGCAAUAAGGUGUGGCACGGAACCCAGUACUACGCAACAAAACACUUCACCCAGCCACAAUAUUGCAAGAAGGUGUUCGACGAAGCACUGUUUGACAUUGCGCAAAAGUGCACACACCGGUUUGAGGCCGACCAGGCGGAGAGGGUCCGGCACUACGCACUGGAGCAUGGGCUACAUGUCCCGCGGUCUGGAGCGAUGGGUGGUGAGGCAGAGUGGAGUGGACAGGGCGUCGGCGGGGGAGAGGAUACCCGGCGUUGGUCCGAGGGUGGUGCUGCGAGAGAUGGGGCGGGCGCCGGUGUCGCUGCGGAGGGCGAGGUGGGUGUCGACCGCGAGGGUAGCAUGGCAGAGGGUGAGCGGACGACGACGGGAGAGGGGUCCGCGCCCGCGGUCGAUCCGGUCAGUCUUCAGACGACGCGGGGCUGGGAUCCCGGAGGCCUGUCCCGCCUGAGACAGCUAGCACGCCGAGUUCCUCGAGGACUCCUGUUCAUGAUACUCCUGAGAUGGGUCGCCAUCUUGCACGGUUUCAGGUUUGGCGGCCAACAGCGGGUCAAUGCUAUAUGCACUGACUCUGCUUCUGCGUACGUGGGGGCUGCGAGGGCUUUGACCUCAGCAGCUAUGCCUCUUGAGCUGAGGAGGAUUACUUGGCUCCCCUGCUCCAUCCAUAUCUGCAACAAGUUGUUGUCAGACAUUGGCACGAUCUGCACCUCUUUCGUGGACACGAUCACGCGUGCCCGAGUUCUGGUGGUGUUUUUCAAAACCCACCAGGCCGCUCUCAGCUUCUUCCGGAGCCGCACGGGAGGAGGUUUGGGGCUCGGACUUUCAUGUGAGACGCGAUUUGCAUCUGUGUACUCCAUGUUGGAGAGGCUGCUGGCUCUGCAGGAUCGUUUGCAGGGCAUGAUGAGAGGGGAGGAUGGGCGGGCUUGGGCUAGGAUCCCGUGGUCGCGCGACGUUUGCGACAUGGCGCGUUGGGUGCGCCGCCAGAUCAGGUGGUCCCCUUGGUGGGAGAGGAUGCGGGCCAUCGUACACGUCAUGGAGCCCGUCAUGGAGUUGUUGAGGCGGAUGGAUCGUGGCAGCCAGUUCAUGUCCCUCGUUGUAAAGUGGACUCAGGAUCUUGCACGCCUUGUGCGGGACGCUUGCGCACGUCUCGGCCACUCGUUUUCGGACCGCGUCAUGAGGCGUGUGCAGGCUUGUAUUCAGCACAUGAUGGAGCCCGCACACGCCGCGGCGUUCUUAUUGAACCCCCGUCGACGGGAUGUUCAGUACUUCUCAUCCCAGCUCGACGAGUACCACUCAUGGCUUGUUCGACAACCCAAGAGGUAUCUGUUGUCACAGACCGGCUUCGACGUGCAGGGUGCUCCCUACCUUGAGGUGUGUCUGCAGUUCGAGGACUUCCACAUGCAGCAGGGUUGUGGGUACGUUCUCCCUCGGCAGCGAGACGAGGGUAUGCUCGACGCUCAGGCGGGCAAAGACGUGGACCCCGUGUGUUCGGGGUUGAGGAGCACGAUGACGCCGGAGGAGAUCGUGGAGCAGGCUGCCCUCAUUUCGCGCGAUCCUAUCGGGUCCGCUGCACCGCCCCCUGUAGAGUCUGUUUUCGGUGCUCGUGCGGCUAUCUUCUGGCCAUACCCCAGGGAUGAUGCCUCUGAGGACGAGAGGGAGCGGGAAUGUGCGGACGACCCCGCGAUUCCCAUCCCGCGCGAGAUUGACGAGUUGCACGAGGGAGGUGAUGACUCGCACGAGGGGGCAGAGCGACCGCACACCGCGCGGGGGGCGGCAGAGCAGGCACAUACAGAGAUGAUGGGGGAGGAGGGGGAUAUUUUGGGGGAUUUCGGGGGCUUUGAGCACUCUCGUACGGCGGUUGGGAGGGGGGACUUGGGAUCCUCAUUGUGCACAAGCGGGCAUGGAUCGUUGUUUAGCGUAGCCCGUCAGCUCGUUUUGGACUCGCCCGAGGAGGGGGAUUUGGAGGAGGAGGGUGUUCAUAGCGGGACAGCGGUGCUGAGGGAGAGACGACCGGAGGAGCACGGAGCGAGCGGAGUUGACACCCUUGAGGGUAUUCGAGAUAUGGAGGACGAGUUAGCAGGAGCAGGGCGGAGAGGAUUGUCAUCUACGCUGCAUGAUAGAUUAGGGGGGGGUGAUGGUGCGCAGGUUGAGAGGGAGGCGGCUAAGGCGGGAGUGGAGGUGGAUGAUGGUGCGCAGGUUGAGAGUGAGGCGGGAGUGGAGGUGGAUGAUGGUGCGCAGGUAGAGAGGGAGGCGGGAGUGGAGGUCGAUGACGGUGUGCAGGUUGAGAGGGAGGCGGGAGUGGAGGUGGAUGAUGGUGCACCAGAGGACGUGGUCAGGGCAGACAGUCCUACGUUGGUUGUGGGAGAGGAGGACGUGGUAGGGGGGGACGUCGCCCAUGACGGAGGAGAGGGCAGCGACACCCUUAACCCGGUUGUCCUGCGUUUCAUCAGUGACGAGGUGGAUCCCGCACUAGCGGGUUUGACCUCGGGCACUAUGACUGCACUAGAGGCGUCGCCAUCAGGAGAGAGUGGGGCGGUUGGCGAUGGGAUGCGGGAUUUUGCACGGAUGUCGAUCGGGCUAUCGCGAGAGAGGGAGGAGAUGGCGCGUGCCCUAGCGGCCGCCGGUUACUCCGCAGAGGAGAUCGAGCAGGCAUUCGCAGGAGCCUCCAGGACUCCUACACGGGUCACGCUUCAACAGGUCUACGUGGAGGGCUCAGGUUAUGAGGAGGUGGAACAUGACGGGGUGCCACCGGUCGUAGUGACAGAUUUAGGAUCAGAGUCAGCAGUUCAGACAUCGGUUAGUGGGCGGCGAGCUCCUGAGGAUAUUGCUUGCCCAUUCGAUGCGGCAGAGCUCGCACGGGCUGCUGUACGUGAUGUCACACGGCAGGAGGACACUUACUCACACAGACCAGGCAUGCCGCCUCCUCCUCCGAGAUCACGUCAUGGUGAUUCACCCUCGACACCAGUGUGUGCACACCUUCGCUCACCAUCCACGCCUGGCAGACCCAAGGUCCGUGACACCACGGGCGUAGGGAGCCUCCCUUUCGACACGACGCUAUUCGGGAGGAUAGAUAUCGACCUUGACGCGACUCGCCGGGUCAACAUCCACACUUCACGACUCCAACCAGGUUUGGGUGGGGGUCGCACUGGGAGGGGUGCGGCUCGGGAGGUCAUGGCGGCAGUUUCUCAGCCGCGGCAUGUUCGUGGGGGUGUACAGACGGAGUGUACGUUAUCGCAGGCUUUGGCAGCAGCAGCACGUGCUGUGCGUGAGCAGACUUCGUGCAGGACCGGAGCAUCUCGUGACCCUGGUCCGCGUCCCGUGCCUGCGGCGGGGGGUGCGUCAUUAGGGGAGUCUUCCGGAGUUGAGGGGUUGGGGAUGCCGCGCGGUUCUCGACGAGAGAGGCCUGUCGCGGACGUCACUCACGCGAGUACUAGGCUUGUUCAGGUGAGGAAGGGAGCUGACCGUGUCAUCGUAGAGGAGGACGAUCCCAAGUCGGAGCCGGCACGUGACGAGUACCCGCUUGAGGAUCACGAGCACAGAGAGGACAAUGACACAUCGAGAGAGGCAGCAAACGUUGCAGCUAGGGAACAGGCUGCAGCAACAGCCAGGGCAACAUCCAUGUCUUCUGCAGCAGCAUCCUCUACUGCAUCUUCUGUUGUCUCCUCGUCUGGACCCCAAUUGGGAAUGCCAACAGGGUCCGCGGGCACUUCCAGUUCAGUAGGAUUACGUCUGUCUACAAGUCAAAUGGCAGGCUCGCAGUUCAACCCGUUGACUCCUCGCGAAAGGGAGCUCAGGGAGCUGCAACAGGUCGAAAGGAUCCGUGAAAGAUUAGAGAGGGAACUGAAACAAGCUACCGACAGAGAAAGGGAAAUCAAAAAUAGAACAGCCAGGCUUGAUACAUUAGUGGCUGACAAAGCUGAAUUAGAGGACUUGGAUGACUCAGGAAUGAAUGAGCCCAUGAAAGUGUUGAGGAACAACAUGUUGUCGUUGCAUGCGCACGUGGACAGCAGGUUGGACUUUAUGCAGAGCACUCUAGACCAGAUCUUGGACGCUUUGACAAGGCCAGGAUUUAGGCCACCAGCACAAUCGUCGUUGCCAUUAUCGGCGAUGUCAGGGCCCUUUCCAGUUCAAGCUGACCAGUAUGACUUCAAGCUUGAGUAUCUGAAGGGAGAGUAUAAUAAGGUUGCCGAUGCGCUAUCACGUAGAGCAAACUACCUAGGUGCGCUAGUUUCUGACUUUGGCGUAUCUGAUGAAGUAACUCAAUCGUUGGUGGGAGCCUAUCAGGAAGACCCUAUCACGAUGGACAUCAUUCGCAAACUUCAAGCAAAAGACAAGGCCACGGAAAGACAGAGUGUUUCCAUGGAUUUCAUGGACAUCCUGGUGACUAGUAAAAGUGGCAAGAGGCAUAUCUUCGUCAUCAUCGAUCGAUUCACCAAGUACGCUAGACUAGUGGCUAUGCAAGAGACCGCAAGAACUGACUAUGUCAUCAAGUUGUUCAAAGACAACUGGGUGCGUGACUUUGGUUUACCAAAGUCAAUCGUUAGUGACCGAGAUGUCCGAUUCACAAGUGAGUUGUGGAAGAAGACUGCAGAACAGAUGGGCAGUCAACUUCAGAUGACUUCAGGGAAUCAUCCCGAAGCCAACGGACAAGCCGAGCAAAUGAACAGAGUUGUACAACACUUGCUGAGGCAUUACAUCAAGCCCAACCAGGAUGAUUGGGAUGAGCAGUUGCCUCUCAUCGCCAGCCUGUACAACUAUGCUGUCCACAACAGUACCGACGUUAGUCCUAAUCAACUUCACUUGGGAUGGAAGCAUAGAUCAGCAUUAGACUUCCUCCUACCUGAAAACCGGCCCGCUGCAACUCCAGGCACACUUGAGUAUGGUGUGCAAUAUGAGAAGUUGCUGCAAGAAGCUGUCAAGCACAUGAAGAAAGCUCAACAACCAAUGAUUGCUUCUGAGAAUCAACACCGUUGACAGUCCACAUUUCAGGUAGGGGAACGUGUCUGGGUCAAGGCUAGUGAGUUAGGACAGGAGUUCGGAAUCU